This is a messenger RNA of Gadus macrocephalus (Pacific cod), 1304 nucleotides long. It is a transcript of the gene mstnb, whose product is annotated as myostatin b. Gene Ontology annotation, cellular component: extracellular region. The record is from RefSeq and is a predicted model, not a curated record. Gene Ontology annotation, molecular function: cytokine activity; growth factor activity. The transcript is spliced from 3 exons. Bases 139 to 1299 code for a protein of 386 amino acids. Gene Ontology annotation, biological process: SMAD protein signal transduction. Lineage: Eukaryota; Metazoa; Chordata; Actinopteri; Gadiformes; Gadidae.
GUGGGUAAAGUUGGGAGUAUAAAAAGCUGCGCCGCUGAUGAAGCACCAGGCCGUGCCAGUGCGCAUCAUCAUCAACAUCAUCCAUCCACCGCACGCUUCCCUUCGUUUAACACACACACUGAGGGAUCCUGUGAGACGAUGCAUCUGCCUCACACCCUGGUGUACCUUUGCCUGUUGAUCGCUUUGGGUCCAGUCGGCCUGGGAGAUCAGACCACGCACCAGCAGGCGCCCACCGCCGCCGCUCCAGCCGCGGCCGAAGCUGCUGCCGUCCCGGAGGAGGCGGAGCAGUGCUCCUCUUGCGAGAUCCGCCAGCAGAUCAAGACCAUGAGGCUAAACGCGAUCAAGUCUCAGAUUUUGAGCAAACUGCGGCUGAAACACGCGCCGAACAUCAGCCGCGACGUGAUGAAGCAGCUGCUGCCCAAGGCGCCGCCGCUGCAGGAGCUGCUUGACCAGUACGACGUGCUGGGUGACGACAAUCAAGAUGGACUUAUCGAAGAGGACGACGAGCACGCGGUGACAGAGACGAUCAUGUUGAUAGCUACCGAGCCCGACUCAGUGGUCCAGGUCAACCGGACGCCGAGGUGCUGUUUUUUCUCCUUUAGCCAAAAGAUUCAAGCCAAUCGCAUCCUGCGCGCCCAGCUCUGGGUGCACCUUCGCGCCUCGGAGGAGGACACCACGGUGUUCCUGCAGAUCUCCCGCCUCAUGCCUUCCACGGACGGGAGCCGACACAUAGGGAUCCGCUCGCUGAAGAUCGACGUGAAUGCCGGGGUCAGCUCAUGGAAAAGCAUAGACGUCAAACAAGUGUUGAGCGUGUGGCUGAGGCAGCCGGAGACCAACUGGGGCAUCGAGAUCAACGCGUAUGAUGCGGAGGGAAACGACCUGGUGGCCACCUCCGUGGAGCCCGGGGAGGAAGGACUGCAACCCUUCAUGGAGGUCCAGGUGUCCGAGGGCCCCAAGCGCACCCGGAGGGACUCGGGCCUGGACUGUGACGAGAACUCCCCCGAGUCCCGGUGCUGCCGCUACCCCCUCACAGUGGACUUUGAAGACUUUGGCUGGGACUGGGUGAUCGCGCCCAAGCGAUACAAGGCCAACUAUUGCUCCGGGGAGUGUGAGUACAUGUACCUGCAGAAGUACCCCCACACCCACCUGGUGCACAAGGCCAGCCCCCGGGGCAACGCUGGGCCCUGCUGCACGCCCACCAAGAUGUCCCCCAUCAACAUGCUCUACUUCAACCGCAAGGAGCAGAUCAUCUACGGCAAGCUGCCCUCUAUGGUCGUAGACCGCUGCGGCUGCUCGUGAGUGAG